CACGCUUCUCUCUCAUGCACUUCCGAGCCGCGGCUGCCUUCGCCCUGGCGGGUGUAGCAUCUACGUCCGUGGACAUGUACAACCCACCCAACAUCAACUACAACACGGAGCACGGCAUUGUUCGGCACAUCCUGGACCCAGCAACCCAGAACACCCCGCUUCGCUUCACCCAGCAGCAUCUGCGUCCACCGCCGCCGCGCCUCCCGUCUGUGUUUGACAUCUUCAUCGGCAUUUCGUCCUACCGAGACGGCGUGCGCUGCGGGUUCACGCUCUUCACCGCGUUCUCCCGCGCAACGCACCCGGAUCGGGUGUACGUGGGGGUUGUGGACCAAGUGUUGCCGACGGAUGCAACCUGCCUGGACGAGUACUGCAAGCUCGCAACAAGUCACUGGGGCGAGUGCAAGUUCAAAUCCCACAUCACGAUCGACAGUCACGACGCGUUAACGUCCACAGGUCCCACGGGCGCCCGCCACGCGCAGCAGCAGCUCAUCGGAGACGAGGAAUUCUGCCUUGAACUCGAUGCCCACAGCCAGCUCAUCACGGCAUGGGACACCAAGCUAGUCAAGGAAUGGGUCCGCACCAACAACGAGAUGGCGGUGCUGUCCACGUAUCCCAUGGGGUUUGAGUACAUGCACGCCCAAGACUUGACCUUCCGCGACUCGAUAUCCACACACCUCUGUCGACACAUGCACCGGUCCAGCGCCGACGCGAUCCCGUAUACCAAGGGAAGCUCCAUCAUCCACGACUCCGAGUGGCCGCAGAUGGCCGUGUACUUUGGCGGCGGACUCAGCUUUAGCAAGUGCCAUGCCGAGAAGCGCGCCGUGGUGGACGCCAACAUGAAGUGGUUGUUCUACGGAGAGGAAUACCUCCGGACUAUGGCGCUAUGGACGCACGGAUAUGACAUUUACUCACCCAGUCGACAUGGCGUUGCUGUGUUUCACAACUGGACCAGCGACCCCCAUCGCAUUCAUUUUUGGAAAGAUACCCCCCCAGCCGCGUUAAACGCCAAGUACGACCAAGAACAGCAGACUUAUAAUCGGCUCAAGAACAUCCUGAAGCUCCCGUUUCAAGGAUAUGUGGAUAUGACGGAUGUGGCCAGCUACAGCUACGGACUGGUGCGAUCGGUGGACCAGUUUAUCGAGUUUUCCGGCAUCUCCCCAACCAACGCCGAGUUGGACACACAUAGGUGCAACCAGCUGCACUGGGUGCCGUACGCCCGUCCCGAGGUGGUCGAGGCGUGGGUGCCUGGCUACCAUAUGCACCCACUGGCUCCAGCAGAUAUUAGCCCAUCUCAAGCAGCAAUGAACAACAAACAAGUUCAAGCGUUGAUGGACCUACUAGUUAACGCGACUAGUAGUACUAGUACUACCCACGACCUAGUAGCUGCGGGGAAGCAAGCGAUUGCAGAUGGAUUAAGCCAACAGAAAGCCAACGUGGACGAGUUACUCAAGCAGGUGGCGGCGUUAACUAGUCUUAGUAACGAGUGGAAGCAAGUAAAGAACGCCGUGGUUCAAGACAAAGAGCAGCGGUGGACAGAGCUACUUUUGAACCAAGAUUUGCUCAAGAAGAUGGAAACGCAGCUCAAACAACUCACGGAAGCGAGAAAGAAGGACUCCUCUGUGGUUGAGAUGUUCUUGCCAGGAUUUGGGAUCGCGGGGCUGGUGGUGGUCGUGCUAUUGUUUGUGUUGGUUCAAACACGACGAGGAAGGACCCAAUACCACCAAGUGCCCACCACCCAAUCAUCCUUAGAAUAACAAGAAAAAAGAAGAGUUGGGUGCGUAUGCGA
Aphanomyces astaci is the source of this 1786-nucleotide messenger RNA. RefSeq lists its product as hypothetical. Lineage: Eukaryota; Oomycota; Saprolegniomycetes; Saprolegniales; Verrucalvaceae. The transcript has 2 exons. The record is from RefSeq and is a predicted model, not a curated record. Bases 15 to 1754 code for a protein of 579 amino acids.